GGAGUCGGGUAGACAGAGAUACAAUUGACGGUUGUCAUGGCGGCGGCUGCGACGGCGGAUUCGCUGUGGGAGGACCGAGAUGUUCGCUUUGACAUCUCUUCGCAGCAAAUGAAAAUGAGACCAGGGGAGGUCCUAAUUGAUUGUUUGGAGCCUAUUGAAGAUACUAAAGGAAACAAUGGAGAGAAAGGCAGACUCUUAGUAACAAACUUAAGGAUUAUUUGGCAUUCUGUUGUAUUGCCUAGAGUCAACCUCUAGCUUAUGAAACAUCGAAAAUGUACCGGGAACUGAAGUUGAGAUCUGCAUUAAUUCAGAACAAGCAAUUAAGAUUGUUACCAAAAGAACAAGUGUAUGACAAAAUAAAUGGUGUUUGGAACUUAUCUAGUGACCAGGGAAACCUGGGUACAUUUUUUAUUACAAAUGUUAGAGUGGUUUGGCACGCUAAUAUGAAUGAUAGCUUUAAUGUCAGUAUACCAUAUCUGCAAAUUCGUUCUAUAAAGAUUAGAGAUUCAAAAUUUGGCUUGGCACUUGUCAUUGAAAGUUCUCAGGCGACUGGAGGAUAUGUGCUUGGAUUUAAGAUUGACCCAAUUGAAAAAUUAGAGGAAACCGCAAAAGAAAUAAAUUCAUUGCAUAAAGUGUUUUCAGUCAGUCCUAUAUUUGGAGUAGAUUAUGAAAUGGAAGAAAAGCCUCAGCAGCUCGAAGAUUUGACCGUAGAACAAAUAGAGGAGGAUGUAGAAAUAGAGGCAAAUGAGCAGACAGAUGCCUUUGUGGCUUAUUUUGCUGAUGGAAACAAGCAACAAGACCGCGAGCCUGUUUUUUCUGAAGAGCUAGGACUCGCCAUAGAAAAACUAAAAGAUGGAUUCACGCUGCAAGGACUCUGGGAAGUAAUGGGUUGAUAUUCAUUUUAAAAAGAUGUAAUAAUUAACAAAAUAUACUUUGUCUCUAAAAGUCUUGCUGCAGUCUUUUUAAUCAGUUAAGCUAUAAGCUACCUCUUUUACGUAGAUUGCAAGAAAAAAAUAGUGUUCUUGUAUAGUUUUAAUGUAAUUGCUUGCAUAUAUAAGAUAUUUAAGCUCUGCUUUGUACCUUUAUACAGUACUUUAACUGCUUGCAUUAACAUCCAUUGUGUAUUAUUUAAAUGUCACUGUAAAUAAAACUGAUAGUUCAUAGUG
Messenger RNA from Protobothrops mucrosquamatus (brown spotted pit viper), 1166 nucleotides. It is a transcript of the gene BBS5, whose product is annotated as Bardet-Biedl syndrome 5. Gene Ontology annotation, molecular function: phosphatidylinositol-3-phosphate binding. Gene Ontology annotation, cellular component: ciliary basal body; BBSome. Lineage: Eukaryota; Metazoa; Chordata; Lepidosauria; Squamata; Viperidae. The record is from RefSeq and is a predicted model, not a curated record. Gene Ontology annotation, biological process: cilium assembly; intracellular transport.